AUGAGGACACCGCUUGGAACGGCCCCGUUGAGGGUGGACGGGCGGUUUUUCUUUCUCCCCAGGGACAGCGCAGGCCUCUUCGUGGCCCCUGGGACUAGUACCCGCUGCCUCACGGCGGCGGGGAAGCCAACUGCGCUCGUGUCGGCGGACGUCGACAUCCUGCAGGGCAAUGGAUUGAGCGCACGCUGUAGCAGGGCAACAUGUUCCUCCGGCGAGUGCGCUCGCUGCCCUCCCGAUCGCCGCACCCAAGGCCAAUGCGCCCGUCGCAGGAGCGACGACACCGCGCGUCGGCCCGAUACGGCGCUGCGCCCAAGUGCGGCAUACGACCGGGCUCGACGUGCGGGCGGGUCGCCUCGGGCGACCUCGCGCUGCCAGCGUACAUCGCUCCACCCCACUGUCUCUAUAUGGGCCUAUGGGUCUUUAUAUGCGUGCUUCAAGACGACCGACAAUACUGUGUGCCUCAAGAUUCCCGGGGUACGGGUCGGGCGCGCGCGCGCGGCCCUGGCGCAGGCCUUUCCGUGGCCCCCGGGAUAA
Trametes versicolor FP-101664 SS1 is the source of this 534-nucleotide messenger RNA. RefSeq lists its product as uncharacterized. The transcript is spliced from 5 exons. The record is from RefSeq and is a predicted model, not a curated record. The coding region runs from base 1 to 534 and encodes 177 amino acids. Lineage: Eukaryota; Fungi; Basidiomycota; Agaricomycetes; Polyporales; Polyporaceae.